Messenger RNA from Coniophora puteana RWD-64-598 SS2, 642 nucleotides. Its product is annotated as FAD-binding monooxygenase. The annotation marks the transcript as partial. The record is from RefSeq and is a predicted model, not a curated record. The transcript is spliced from 2 exons. NCBI's taxonomy places the organism in Eukaryota, Fungi, Basidiomycota, Agaricomycetes, Boletales, Coniophoraceae. Gene Ontology annotation, molecular function: FAD binding.
GGUGCGGGACCCACAGGCCUCACAGCCGCCCUUGUUCUCCUCCGCAACGGAAUCAACGUGCGCAUCGUCGAAAAGCUUCCUUCGUUCAAUCCCGGCUCGCGCGGUCCCGGCCUCCAGCCACGCACGCUCGAGCUCUUCCACCAGGCCAGGUUGCACGAUAUCAUCGAGGCUGGCCAGCCGUUCACUCCGAUUCGAUCGUACAAGCCUGGCACGAUGGAGCCCGACAAGGUCAUAGCUAUGGGAAAGACACAUGCGCCGACGCCGCACUACCCCUACGUGAAUGGGCUCGUGCUCGGCCAGCACAUGACCGAGCGCCUCCUUCGCGAGCACAUUGCGAAAUACAAUGUGCAUGUCGAGCUUGGUACCGAGCUGCGUUCGUUCGAGCAGAACGCGGACUACGUUACUGUCCAGCUCGUAAAGAAGCAGCAGGGUAGCGAGGAAGAGACAGUGGAGACGAUGCAAGCGCAGUAUCUCAUUGGUGCCGAAGGCGCGCGCAGCGCGGUGCGCAAGGGCCUCGGAUGCACGUUCCUCGGCGAAACGCGCGACGAAACACGGAUGAUUACAGGCGAUGUCCGUGUUGUGGGCGAGGGACUUGGGAGGGACCAUUUCCAUCGGUUUGGGGAAGUUCUGAAGAAAAGGUAA